Molecule: messenger RNA, 3577 nt
Organism: Ailuropoda melanoleuca (giant panda)
Lineage: Eukaryota; Metazoa; Chordata; Mammalia; Carnivora; Ursidae
Gene: TWNK
Product: twinkle mtDNA helicase
Exons: 5
Coding region: 638-2692 (684 amino acids)
Biological process (GO): mitochondrial DNA replication
Cellular component (GO): mitochondrion
Molecular function (GO): ATP binding; 5'-3' DNA helicase activity; single-stranded DNA binding
Source: RefSeq, a predicted model, not a curated record
CAAGGCGAGAGGCGCGCCAGUGACCCACGUUGCGGGCGAGAGGGGCUAGAGGAGGGUAGGGACGCGCGGUCAGGGUCGCGAGCUGCUCAGCUUGUCAGUAGAGCCAAGGGAGGACACGGGCGCGGGGAUGAGGUGAGCGCGGGGACUGGCGGGAGCCGCCCGGUGGCGCUCUAGUCGUGGCGAGUCCCCUUUGAGGGAAGGAGCGGUGAAGAGGGCCUCCAUCUGGGGGCUAGCGCGUUGGGGCCAGGAACGACGCAGGCGGCGGGAGAGAUGGGGACGACGAGGAGGUCCCCCGGCCGGGCGGGAGGGGUAAAGAGAUGAUCUAGAGAAAGCAUACUGGUGAGGGGCAGUGUGGAGGGUCGUAGAGGUGAGGCGGUGGCUGUACAGGGCCAUAGAGGCAGAGAGCCAGAUAGAGGCACACGGGCGUGAAAGAUGGGCAUAGAUGUGAAAUAGCAGUGCGCCGGCGCUGAAGAGGAUUCAGGGAGAUGUUUAUAAGGGACCAGUUGGAAGAAAAAAGCCACCGAAAGUGGGUUCUGUAGAGUGCUGUGCAGAGGAUCCCUAGGGUCUGACCUAGUGAGGGCACCCAAACCAGGAACGGAAAGCAUUUCAAUUAGUGACUUCCUCGAUUGGACUAGGAAUGUGGGUUCUCCUUAGAGGUGGGUACCCCCUCCGUAUCCUGCUGCCUCUGCAUGGGGAGUGGAUGGGUCGGAGGGGCCUGCCCAGAAGCUUGGUCCCAGGCCCUCCUCGCAGACGGUACAGGAAGGAGGCUCUCCCAGCCUUGGAGGUACCAGUGUUGCCUGUAACUGCAACUGAAAUCCGCCAGUAUUUGCGGGCACAUGGGAUCCCCUUCCAGGAUGGCCACAGCUGCCUGCGGGCACCAAGCCCCUUUGUGAAGGCCUGGCAGCUCAAGGACCAGACUGGUGCUCCUGCUUCCUUCAGCCUUUUCAUUGACAAGACCACAGGUCGCUUUCUCUGCAUGACCAGCCUAGCAGAGGGGAGCUGGGAAGACUUCCAGGCCAGUGUGGAGGGGAGAGGGGAAGGGGCCAGAGAGGGGGUCAUGCUUGGUGAGGCCCCAGAAGCUGAGGACAUUGAGGAAGUCCGGAGGAUCUGGGACCGAGCCAUACCUCUCUGGGAGCUGCCUGAACCAGAGGAGGCCCAGCUGGCUCGUGUGAUGUUUGGCCUUACCAAAGUGACAGAUGACACACUCAGGCGUUUCGGUGUGCGGUAUUUGCGGCCUGCUCGCAGCCUUGUCUUCCCUUGGCUCUCCCCUGGAGGUUUGGGAUUACGAGGUCUGAAGCUACUGAGUGCUGAAGGCCGGGGAGAUGAAGUGCACUAUAAGGAAACCACCAUUCCCCGGCCUGGUGUCUACCACAAUCUGUUUGGAUUACCACUGAUCAGUCGGCGAGAUGUUGAAGUGGUACUGACCAGUCGAGAGCUGGACAGCCUGGCCUUGAACCAAUCCACAGGACUGCCCACCCUUGCCCUACCCCGAGGAACGGCCUGUUUACCCCCUGCCUUGCUCCCUUACCUCGAACAGUUUCGACGUAUUGUGCUUUGGCUGGGAGAUGACCUUCGGUCCUGGGAAGCUGCCAAGUUGUUUGCCCGAAAACUGAAUCCCAAGCGAUGCUCCUUGGUGCGGCCUGGGGACCAGCAGCCCCGUCCUCUGGAGGCCCUGAACCGAGGCUUAAAUCUUUCUCGUAUUCUGCGUACUGCCCUGCCCGCCUGGCACAAGUCUAUCGUGUCUUUCCGGCAGCUUCGGGAGGAGGUGCUAGGAGAACUGUCAAAUGUGGAGCAGGCAGCUGGCAUCCGCUGGAACCGCUUCCCAGACCUCAAUCGUCUCUUGAAGGGACAUCGGAAGGGCGAGCUGACAGUCUUCACAGGGCCAACAGGCAGUGGAAAGACAACGUUCAUCAGUGAGUAUGCCCUGGAUUUGUGUACCCAGGGGGUAAACACUCUCUGGGGUAGCUUUGAGAUCAGCAACGUGAGACUAGCCCGGGUCAUGCUGACACAGUUCGCUGUGGGGAGGCUAGAAGAGCAAUUGGACAAAUACGACGAGUGGGCCGACCGCUUUGAGGACCUGCCUCUCUAUUUCAUGACUUUCCAUGGGCAACAGAGCAUCAGGACUGUAAUAGACACAAUGCAACAUGCAGUAUACGUCUAUGACAUUUGUCAUGUGGUCAUCGACAAUCUGCAGUUCAUGAUGGGGCAUGAGCAGCUGUCCACAGACAGGAUUGCGGCUCAAGACUACAUCGUUGGGGCCUUUCGAAAGUUUGCAACAGACAAUAGCUGCCAUGUGACACUGGUCAUUCAUCCCCGGAAGGAGGAUGAUGAUAAGGAACUACAGACAGCAUCGAUUUUUGGUUCAGCCAAAGCAAGCCAGGAAGCAGACAACGUUCUGAUUCUACAGGACAGGAAGCUGGUAACUGGUCCAGGGAAACGGUAUCUGCAGGUGUCCAAGAACCGCUUUGAUGGAGAAGUAGGUGUCUUCCCACUGGAAUUCAACAAGAGCUCCCUUACCUUCUCCAUACCACCAAAGAGCAAGGCUCGGCUCAAGAAGGUCAAGGAUGACAAUGGGCUGGUGACCAAAAAGCCUUCUUCUGGCAAAAAGGGGGCUGUGCCCCAGAACUCUGAGACUUGCUUGGAUCAGGCCCACCACCCCUACCAGCCAAACCCCUCCAAGCCCUCAAGGUGAAGGCAGAUCUGGACCCUGAAAUGAGCCUGACAGGACAAGCUGGGACAUGGACUUUCUUAGCCUUCUGCCAAGGCUACCUCUGUCCUGUGGUCCUAAGUUAGGGACCCUCCUCAGUCAGAGGGGCCUAACCUAGGGCAGAAUCCUAUACUGAAAGAAUUCCAUUUAGCAAAUAUUUGAGAACCUCCUGUGUGCCAGGCUUUGUUCUAGGUCCCAGGAAUAGAGCACUGACAAGAGAGAUGAGGUCCCUGCUUCCCUAGAACCUGCAGUCUGGUAAGGGAGGCAAGAAAAAUAAUGAACAAACACAAAACAUAAUUUUAGACAGUGAGAUAUACUAUGAAGAAAAAACAAUAAUGCAGUAAUGCUUACAAGGAUAGUUUAAGGUCUGGACAGGUAUGUCUAAGCAGAGGGCACUGGAGAUGGGGCCUAAAGAACUAGGAUUGAGCCAUGUGAACAUCGGUGAAAGAGGAUUCCAAGCAGAGGGAAAAUGAGACACAGAAGCCCUGAGGUGGGAAUGAGCAAAUUGAGUUCAAAGCACUGGGUUCAGGCCCCCUGAACCUGGAAGGGAACAGAGGACUUCUUGCCAAAACUCCAGCCUAGGUUUCUGGAGCCACAGGGUGACACCAUGGGUAUCAGACUCCUCUGCUGCCCACUCUAGACCCUGCCAUGAGCUGGCACUUGCUGCCACUGGAUCCUUGGUGCUUGGCCCUGUAAUAUCAGGGCCCCAACGGUGGAAGCUGGCCAGAGAAGAAAGCUGUGAGCCCAGAGUGCCUGCCACGUGGACACUGGUUCCACGUUAUGCUGCCUCAGACCACUGGAGUGGACACAGUCAUGACUUUUUGUAGAGCCUUUUCUAGUUUUACUGAAAAAAAUUUUCCAUUGCCUUUG